AUGUCCGAGAGCUCCGCUUGGGUGCCUGCGGCAUGCCUAUGUCCGAGAGCUCCGCUCAGGUGCCUACUGCCCCCAGAUAGCACACCGCCGAUGGGCAAACGUUGGCCCAACGUCUUUCACGACCGGUGGUUGAACCCCUCCCUUCGACCUUUUGCAGACGACCCAGGAGAUACUGUGCAUGUCGGCAGUGAUAGUGGAUAUCUACAGAAUGAUAAGAUCUACAAUCAAGCCUUCCGACCAGGAUUUGGGUGUCAAACCACCCUGUUGCGACUCGUUGAGGAUUCGCGUAGAGCCCUGUACAACCAUGAGUAUGUCGCUGCCUUACUGAUGGACUUCUCCCAGGCUUUUGACUGUAUUCCUCAUAACUUGUUGGUCGGGAAGCUGGAGGCCUAUGGCAUGAGCAAAGCCUCAAUUAACCUGGCGUCCAGCUACCUGAGCAGCAGGAAGCAGCAGCACGGUGACCAUCUAAUGGAGAAAUAUCAAAGUGACACGGCAUCUUUCACCUCUCUCAAGCUGACCGGAAGUCACUAUGACGUAGGACAGGAGCUGGGGAGGUGUAUGAGGAAACAAAUCCAAGACUAUUUAGCCGAGAAGGACGGUUAUAUCAAAAGUCUUAAACAACUAACAGAUUCCACCGAAGGGAGAAAAACUUACGAGGGAUUCCUCGACAUCGUUACUGCACACUUCCCACUCUACCGGAGGGAGUUAGAAGGAACAGCUGAUGGUGCUGGGGUAGAUUUUGAAAAGCUUUUCCUUCUCAACCUUGAGCCGGAGUUGACGGCCCUGUACGGAGACAACUCAGUCGUGGAGGUGGCGCCCCCUGGGGACGAAUGUCGACAUUACCCACAAUCCAAUGGUUGUACAGUCAUCUGUAUCAGAAACGCAGAUACCAACACCUUUGUGCUGGCACACAAUGAAGAUGGAUGCCCACAGAUGAAACAGGCCAGCGUCUGGCUCGAUUUGGACAUCACCGAUACGUUGGAUGGUAAAACAGUGAAAGAGAGAUUCCUGUCGUUCACCAAAGCCGGUUCCAUGCCAGGAAACAUGAUCAGUAUAAUGGGAACAGAUUUGAUGUAUACGGGCAACAGUGUAUACCAGAAGUGGGUAAACAGAUCGGGUAUACCUCGGCGGUUCGUCAUGCGGGCUAUUCUCUCGGCGAAAAGUUUCGACGACGCCAUGGAAAUAAUAAACAAGGCACCUGGAAUUGCGUCCGGUUAUAACAUUAACUUGGUCCAUACCGCCUCUGACAGCAGUGGCGAGACGUCUGGAGGUCUGGUGUGUUCUUGUAUAGAGAUAGCAGGACAACCGGACGGUACCCUGAAGUGUAUCACUCCAUGUACAGACUUCUUUACACACACAAACCUAUUUCACCACCUGACUGUGCCACAUUACCAAGAGGAAAGUUCUAUACAACGUCAAAUAGCUAUGGAGGCAUGGAGGAGGAGAACAAGUAGACGCAUAGAAAAGUCUGAUAUCCUCGAGAUUCUUUCAAAUCAGGACAACAAAGACUUCCCGGUGUUUAGAACAGGCGAGAAGCCGGACUACCUGUCCACGGCGUGUGUAGCUGUGUUUGAUUUGGAGGCCAUGACGUUGGAAUUAUUCACAGACAAACCUGAAAACACCGACCCCGUUCUAAACAUCAACAUCCGAGAUUUUCAUUAGUAUCCUACAAAAGAAGCUCCAAAACGAAUAUCUGUAUAUGUAAUGAUCGUGGCAAAGAUGUUAGCAAGAGCAAUUGAUAUUUUUUAAACUAAUCUUAAAUAAAGGUAAGAAUAUUAAUUUUAUAAGACACGUUGAAAAUGAAGCUUCAGAAACAAGGUCAGUUAUACAAAAUAAAACCAGCAGUUUAUAUAUUUUUCAUGAUGCCUGUUCCCUUGUUUUGGAGUCCCCAGAGUCCCGUUGUUUUUAUGUCCCAUAAGUCCCGUUGUUUUGGUGUCCCAUAAGCCCCGUUGUUUUGGUGUCCCAUAAUUCCCGAUGUUUUGGUGUCCCCCAAGUCCCGUUGUUUUGGUCUCCCAAAGUCCCGUUGUUUUGUAUUGACGUCAUGAAUUCCAAAUCAAACUGACGUUUCAGUAUGUUUGGUUUUAUUGUGCUUGGACGCUGUGGUAUAGCAUGUCCUCGCGUGCUUUGCAUUUUGUUUCUUGUGUAUAGACACUAUGAUACAAUUUGCUUUUUUUCUCCACGCUUGAACAUUGUGGUGUUUUAUGUCUAUUUGUGUGGACGUUGUGUUGUAUUUUGUCCAUUUAGGUCGAUGUCGUGGUGUAUUUUGUCCAUUUGUGUUUACG
Molecule: messenger RNA, 2282 nt
Organism: Mizuhopecten yessoensis (Yesso scallop)
Lineage: Eukaryota; Metazoa; Mollusca; Bivalvia; Pectinida; Pectinidae
Exons: 12
Coding region: 1-1662 (553 amino acids)
Source: RefSeq, a predicted model, not a curated record